Sorex araneus (European shrew) is the source of this 585-nucleotide messenger RNA. RefSeq names its product erythropoietin (gene EPO). Gene Ontology annotation, molecular function: erythropoietin receptor binding; cytokine activity; hormone activity. The record is from RefSeq and is a predicted model, not a curated record. Gene Ontology annotation, cellular component: extracellular region. The transcript has 5 exons. NCBI's taxonomy places the organism in Eukaryota, Metazoa, Chordata, Mammalia, Eulipotyphla, Soricidae. Bases 1 to 585 code for a protein of 194 amino acids.
AUGGGGGCGCACGGCUCAGGGUCGCGCCGCUCGCGGGCAUGCCCCGUCCUGCUGCUGCUGCUGCCGGGGGCCCUCGCCGUCCUGGGCGCCGUCCCGCGGCUCGUCUGUGACAACCGCGUGCUGGAGAGGUACAUCCUGGACGCCAAGGACGCCGAGAACGGCACGAUGAGCUUUGGUGAAAGCUGCGGCCUCAGCGAGAAUUUCACCGUCCCGGAUACCAAGGUUAACUUCCACGCCUGGAAAAAGAUGGAGGUGGAACACCAGGCCGUGGAAGUGUGGCAAGGCCUGGCCCUGCUGUCAGAUGCCAUCCUCCAGGGCCAGGCCCUGCUGGCCAACUCGACGGAGGUGCCGGGAGCCCUCCAGCUGCACCUGGACAGAGCCAUCAGUGGCCUGCGCAGCCUCACCUCCCUAUUGCGGCUGCUGGGCGCGGAGAAGGAAGCCAGGCCCCCUCCCGCGGCCUCCCCCGCGCCACUCCGGACCUUCACGGUGGAUUCCCUGUGCAAGCUCUUCCGCGUCUACUCCAAUUUCCUCCGGGGCAAGCUGAAACUAUACGUCGGGGAGGCCUGCAGGAGAGUGGACAGGUGA